Molecule: messenger RNA, 1558 nt
Organism: Labeo rohita (rohu)
Lineage: Eukaryota; Metazoa; Chordata; Actinopteri; Cypriniformes; Cyprinidae
Gene: gja2
Product: gap junction protein, alpha 2
Exons: 3
Coding region: 180-1241 (353 amino acids)
Biological process (GO): cell communication
Cellular component (GO): connexin complex
Source: RefSeq, a predicted model, not a curated record
GUUUGAGUCAGUGUUGGAGUACAGAAGAAAUUGGAUGUGUGACAGAAGAAGUGCAGCACUGCGUUUAGACUUGUAGACUUAUUACUAUUUAUGCAUGAGGGGAUCGUUCUAACUCUGGACGUUUAAGAGAGGACCGAAAUUCAAAGAACUAAAUAUUAAUACGUGAGCACGCAACAGAAAUGGGAGACUGGAGCUCUCUUGGGAAGCUUUUGGAAAGUGCCCAGGAGCACUCAACGGUGGUGGGCAAAGUCUGGCUAACCGUACUCUUCAUCUUCCGCAUCUUGGUGCUUGGUGCUGCCGCAGAGAAGGUUUGGGGCGAUGAGCAGUCCGGCUUCACCUGCGACACCAAACAACCUGGUUGUCAGAAUGUAUGUUAUGAUAUAACCUUCCCGAUCUCUCACAUCCGAUUCUGGGUGCUUCAGAUCAUCUUCAUCUCCACUCCGACACUGAUCUACCUGGGCCACAUCCUGCACCUGGUGCGCAUGGAGCAGAAACAUAAACGCAAUGAGGCGAACGGGGCAGACAAACAGGCACUUUUGAGCACCAAAUCUGGAAAAGGUCCCAUACGUGACGAACAGGGUAAGAUCCGUCUGCAGGGAGUCUUGCUACGCACAUAUGUCUUCAACAUCAUCUUCAAAACGCUGUUUGAGGUGGGCUUCAUUGUGGCACAGUACUUCCUGUAUGGUUUUGAGCUCAAGCCACUGUACACCUGCAACAGAUGGCCCUGUCCCAACACCGUCAACUGCUACAUCUCACGGCCUACAGAAAAAACCAUCUUCAUCAUUUUCAUGCUGGUCGUGGCCUGUGUUUCUCUGCUGCUCAACCUGAUAGAGAUGUAUCACCUGGGUUUUACCAAAUGCCGUCAGGGUCUCCGAUACAGGCGCUCUCAUUCUGUCUGCGACACUGAAUCUAAAGCACCCAGUGAGGACGCGGUGGUUCCGUUUGUGCCAAGCUACCCGUAUUUUCCUGCUCAUGCACCACCUCCGGCUCCUUUUCCCACCGAGCCACACUUCAACCUCUCAGAACCCGAUGGAACCUUCCCGCCGCACGGCAGCCGCUCUGUUUAUAAGCAGAACCGUGAAAACAUGGCUGUAGAGCGCAGUGGGAAACCGGACGCAGCAGAUGUCAAGAUGAACAAAACAGCGAAUUCUGUACCCGGAUCACCAAGCCAGCAGCGCAGGCCCAGCCAUUCAAGUCGCUACAGCAACAACAAGACCAGGAUGGAUGACCUCAAAAUCUGACCAGAAGAAAACGAGACUCCAUCACUGAUUCUGCACAGAUUUCCUCUUCUGCUCACAGGCAUUGAGCGUAUGAUGAGAAUAAUUUACAAAAAUGUCAUUAAGACAUCAGAAUCAGGGAGCCUGAGUGAAAAUUGGUGUGAUGCUUUACUUGAAUUCAUUUUGUGGGAACAUUGCAAUAACUUGAUCAUUAACUGAAAAGAUGAUGACUAGAUCAUAGACUAAAUCAUAUGGAAGCUUUGCUUUGAUAAAUCAUAAUCAAAGAGACAAAAAGUAGAAAUUAUGACAUUAAGACAAAAAGUCAAAAUUACAGCAUAAAG